This is a messenger RNA of Siniperca chuatsi (mandarin fish), 1399 nucleotides long. It is a transcript of the gene dmac2l, whose product is annotated as distal membrane arm assembly component 2 like. Bases 145 to 735 code for a protein of 196 amino acids. The record is from RefSeq and is a predicted model, not a curated record. The transcript is spliced from 5 exons. Lineage: Eukaryota; Metazoa; Chordata; Actinopteri; Centrarchiformes; Sinipercidae.
CACGCCCCCUUCCCCGCGACGCAUCACCCACUUGGACGUCCAGCCAAUGGGCCGGCACGUUUUCCUUUACGUCACUAGGUCAAAGGGUACGGCGAUGGACGCAAAUGUAAACAGUCCGGACCGUUGGGAGGUCAGCUGUGAGAUAUGAGGCUUUUAUCGAAGGCAGUGCGGUCUGCUGUGGGUCAGAGGCAGUGGAGCCGCAGACACUUCUGGGGUUGGCUCAAUGCAGUUUUCAACAAGGUGGACUAUGAAAGGAUCAAAGCUGUUGGUCCAGACCGAGCUGCAGCAGAGUGGCUGCUGAGAUGUGGUGCCAAAGUGAGGUUUCAAGGUUUCGAUCGCUGGCAUCACGACUACAACGGACUGCCAACUGGGCCUCUGGACAGAUACAAGAUCCAGGCGAUUGACGCUACUGAAUCCUGCAUCAUGUACAGAGGGUUUGACCACCUGGAUGGUUUGACAAAUGUGGAGGAAAUCAAGUUCAACAAGUGUAUCUACAUUGAGGAUGCCUGCCUGGAGAGGUUGAGCUCAAUAGAGAAUCUGCAGGAGAGUUUGUACAGGAUGGAGGUGGUGUCGUGUGGAAAUGUGACUGAUAAGAGCAUCAUCUCCCUGCACAAACUCAGGAAUCUGGAGUAUCUGUUUCUCAGUGAUCUUCCCGGGAUCAAAGACAAACAGACGACAGUUGACAGACUGCAGACAGCACUUCCACGUCUGGACAUAUCACUGGACCUGGACUGAUUGAGAAACAACUUCCUGUUUAAGAUUGUAAAAUGUGGACGCUUGUGUAAAGGUUUUCAUAGUAAAAAGACGCAAUCUUGAAGGAGGACAGACUGAAGCGCGAGGGGCUUUGAUUGUGCAACAUGUAGAUCCUUCAGCUAAAACGUUAAGUGUAUUUACAUGUGAAUCAUUAAGUCUAAAUGAGAGCGUGGAGAACAGCAGGUCCGACUUUAUGGGAAAUAUUCAGGUUGAUGGGUCACCUUUCAGCUUGAAGUAUAAUCGAGCUUUAAAGAAACAGUUCAGCAAAGAGAAAAGUUAAAGCACUUUAUAUUGUUGACACCAGUUUUUCUUGAUAGAAUUAACUAUUUUGUUGUUUAUUAUGUUUUCAACAUUUAAGGUAUGAAAUGUUACGCCACAUGUGGGUCCCCAGAGAAAAUAAUUUGUGAAAUGCUGAGGAAGGAUUCGAGAGUCUUUUCAAUCAUUUCCUUUUAGAUUAAUUUGGCAUUUGUACAGUAUCUGAGGACAGACAGAUGGCUGUGAACAUCCUUAGCACCAAAGUUCCAGAGAUAAUGAGUAAAAUGUGGUAUUGUUACUGCUAUAUGCUAGUAAAUGUGUGUUAAAGGAAUGUUUACAACUGUAUUCACUCCUGACGUCAAUAAAUAGUUUGCUCAUAUGUGACAAAACA